Molecule: messenger RNA, 187 nt
Organism: Suillus paluster
Lineage: Eukaryota; Fungi; Basidiomycota; Agaricomycetes; Boletales; Suillaceae
Exons: 1
Source: RefSeq, a predicted model, not a curated record
GGAUGAUAUUCUCCCUAACGAUACCAAAGUGUGGAGGAGGUGGAAGACGACCAUUUUGUCAAGAAUAGAGCAGGAAUACGAAAUGAAUUUUGAAUCGGCCGAUUGGCAUGAUGAAAGUUUUGACGAACAGGAGAACACUCUCUUGAAGACCCUCAUCAAUGACGCCCAGGCUGCCUAUCAUGGGUAC